GACUCAGUUUCGGGUUCAAACGAAAACGCCAUAAUUGAAAGUAGAGUUAAUAAUUGAUAAAGUCGAUUAAAAAUCAUUGAUAUCACAUAUUAUUUGAAGUGUUCAUUGAGACUCAAAUUUCAAGUGCAUAGUAUCAUACAUAUUUUGUGAAAGAGAUCGGAGCUGUUCAAAUUUGUUAAUACAUAUUCACCACCACAUUGGAAGUUGUACCAGGCGAAUGAUUAUUCAAACUUCUACUAUCGUUAUCGAUCACAAAAAUGCCGAAUAUACGACCACUAAAUCCAGACUUGGCUAGAAAAGCUAGGGAAGAGCUAAACGAGGUACCGGAGCGAAUCGACAAUGACCUGGCUGCGCUUCGAACAUGGCUGGCAAAAAGCCCCCAUAUCAAAGCCCGAGACGAUGAUCAAUUUCUGGUGACGUUUCUACGAGGUUGCAAAUAUAGCUUGGAACGCGCGAAAGAAAAACUGGACAUGUUCUAUACGGUGCGAUCGGCUUUGCCAGAGCUAAUGAAAAAUCGCGAUCCAUCCGACAAGGACUUAGCCGCUAUACUUAGGACCGGUUGUUUCGUACCUUUUCCUCAGACGGAAACACCGGACGGUCCUCGAUUGGUGCUCGUCAGACCCGGUGUUGGUGAUCCAUCCAUGUUUUCAAUGCAGCAGGUGUUCAAAUUACAGACGAUGAUUUUAGACAUAAUGAUGAAGGAGGAUGAUAAUCUAUGUAUUGCUGGCCAGGUCGGAAUCGCGGAUAUGUCACAUACAACGAUGGCUCAUUUCCUACAGUUCAAUCCGACCUUAAUGAAAAAGAUUUCUUUAUUAGGUCAAGAUGCGUCACCACUUCGUAUGAAAGGAGCUCACCACAUUCACACUCCACCUGGAUUCGAAACUAUAUUCAACAUGUUUAAAGGAUUCAUGAACGCGAAAAAUCGAUCAAGACUAUUUGUACAUGGAAGCAAUAUGGAGGCUUUGUUCAAAGAAAUCCCCCAGCGUUUAUUCCCAGAGGAAUACGGCGGCGAGGCAGGGUCUAUUCAAUCCAUUGUGGAUGAAUGGGUGAAAAAAGUUGAGAGCUACCAGGAUUAUUUCAAAGAAGAGGAACAAUACGGGACAGAUGAGACGAAACGAAUUGGGAAACCCAAAAAUGCAGAAAGCCUUUUUGGUUUCGAAGGGUCAUUUAGAAAGCUAGAAGUCGAUUGAUACAUUCUGAAUGCAUUAUAGCUGAUAUGAGCUGACCAAGAAGCAAGAGGAUAGAUAAAAUUGAAUUGUAGUAAGGCAUUAGAACCUGAUUCGUUGGUAUAUAAAAAGUUUUUAUUAAAUAA
Messenger RNA from Topomyia yanbarensis, 1312 nucleotides. Its product is annotated as retinol-binding protein pinta-like. The record is from RefSeq and is a predicted model, not a curated record. The transcript is spliced from 3 exons. Bases 258 to 1190 code for a protein of 310 amino acids. Gene Ontology annotation, molecular function: phosphatidylinositol bisphosphate binding. Gene Ontology annotation, cellular component: membrane. Lineage: Eukaryota; Metazoa; Arthropoda; Insecta; Diptera; Culicidae.